This is a messenger RNA of Ectocarpus sp. CCAP 1310/34, 1458 nucleotides long. The record is from the annotation of a GenBank genome assembly. Lineage: Eukaryota; Phaeophyceae; Ectocarpales; Ectocarpaceae.
AUGCAAAGAGCGGAGGACAGCAAAAGGGUUAUUUCAAGCCCAGCCGAAGCCAGGAUAUCGUGGAAGUCACCCACCGNGCUGUGGGAAAAUGGGUUGACCCCCGAAGUUCGUAAACUUCAACGGCGAUACACCCCCGUACGGUCGCUCAAAGAGGCCAUUGAUCGAGCGCGUCGUCUCGAGGAGUCGGAACCCGUUAUCACUGUUUCGGCAACUCACUCCGUAUCGUCUACCUCCACUCGUCCCGCGGCGGUGUUUCAGGCGCGUCCUAAGCAGACGGUGACUUUCAGGAAGUCACCCACCGCACGUCCGCCGACACAACACCGAGGAACGCCCGCAGCUCGUGGCCGAGGUUCGGGUAGAGGAGGUGGUCAGCGUCGGCCGUCGUUCGAUUCGUGCACCCACCCCUCCUGUCGGUCGCACAAGACUCACCCGAUCGAGCGCUGCUGGGUGAGGAUCGCGGAGGAAGAAGAGNGCCGUCAGGGUCGUUCCGCAUCGAAGCGGUCCCGUAAAGAUCGUCGGCGAAAGCAGAAGGACGAUUCCUCGGACUCCGAAUAGGGGUGCCCAGGUGUUGUGCCCGCAAUACUUGGGAAGAAAUCUGCUGCUGCCGUAGUAGUUUGCAGUAGGGGCGUGAAAAGAUAUUUUGAUCAUUUUGCGUCACUCGCGCGUUCGUCUAUGUCGUCUAGUACUCCAAGUUAUAGAUCGUGUCCGAAGAGUACAAAACGACUUGUAAAUAAGGCACAUGCGUCCCCUGUCGUAGAACAACCACAUAAACGCGUUCAGUUAACGCAGCCGAUUUAGACGUGGUUGAUAGAGAGUCCCCUGUGGCAUCGCGUGACCGUCAGAGUGCCAAGAAAACAAGGGCCGACAGGAUUGUUGCCUUGCCGAAAAAAAAAUCGGAGCUUAAGAAGAGGAAGAGGAAGUCGGAUGGAAUUAAUCAACGUGUUUCGUGGUACAGCUCAGCGCUGGCCCGAAAAAAAACGUCUCUGUCUCUGUCUUUUUCAUCCAAACGCGUUCGUGCUUCUGGAUAUAUCGAUGGUCAAUUUCUCCCUGAAACCACCAUUGAUACUGCAAGUGACGUCACGUGCAUUUCACUUUCGUUUUUGAAAGAGCACCCAUCGUUAUCGUUUGCUCGUUUAGAGCCAAUACCGUCUCCGUCCCUAAAACUCAGUGCCGCAAAUGGUGCACCAGUCAAAGUUUUAGGAUUUAUUUCGUUCGUUGUUCGGUUGGGAGACGUGUCCCGCCGAAUCGAUGCGUUGGUCGUACCAUCGCUCGGUCCUGAUCAGAUACUCCUAGACAAUGAUGCAAUGACUCGGUUUGGGGCAGUACUUGACUAGAAAAAUGAACAUUUGGCUUUUGAGUGUAGUGACACUAUUGUCCCCGCUAUUCAUCGUAAAAAAUCUCAACACGGUUCUGAUCCGUCGCCGUCCCCCCGUGUUGCAGCCGUUCAUCGAAUGCGGA